AUGUCCCUCUCAGGGAACAGGGUGCCCCUCAGGUCAGCCGGUGAUAACACCCAAGUCACACAAGGCCGCAUCCUGGACGCUUGCCAACAGUCCCGUCAUGUCGUGUCUUUCAACCCUCCAGAAAAUGGCCUUCCAGCCUGGGACAAGCCGAAGCCUUGUCCAGACGGCGAGCCGGAGUGGAAGCUCGUGGGAAUGUCUGAAGGCUGCCUGCAUCGGAAGAGCCACCCAGAGCGGCGCGGGCCCCUGAAACAUGAGCAGUCACCCCUCAUCCAGGCCACCUGGACGAGCUCCAUAUUCCAUCUGGACCACGACGACGUGAGCGAUCAGAGCGUGCCCAGCACCCAGACCUUCCAGACGGAGGAGAAGAAAUGCAAAGGUAACCAGAUGUUUGUGAGACCCGGGAUGGCCACAGUAGUGACUCAGUGCUCGGCGCCCCCCGAGCCCAGGGCAGAGCCUCUGGGCUUUGAGAGCCCCAAAGAAGCAGAAACUCCAAGCCAAGAGCAUUACCUGAUAGUGGCAUCAUAG
Molecule: messenger RNA, 525 nt
Organism: Rangifer tarandus platyrhynchus (Svalbard reindeer)
Lineage: Eukaryota; Metazoa; Chordata; Mammalia; Artiodactyla; Cervidae
Source: the annotation of a GenBank genome assembly